AUGAGAAUUCAGGAUAUGAUAGGUGUAAUGCCUGAAUUCGACCCACUCAAAGGUUCAACGUCAGGAAUGAAGUUCAUAAAUCGAACUCAGCAACUACAACAAUGCUAUGGCUGGAAGGAAGAUAUGGUUUUGAUCGCGGUUCAGCACAAAAUGAAAGGCAUGGCCAAACAGUGGCUGGACGCACAAGACGUUUUCAGUUCCUGGUCACAAUUCGUGCACGUAUUUACUGCGGACUUUCCGUCAGCACACAACGCAGCUGAUACGCAUAAGGCGCUUAUGAAGCGCAAACGCAAACCCAACGAAGACUAUUUAGAGUAUUAUUACUCCAUGUUAACGAUAGGUCGACAAGGUACGGUGGGCGAUGUUUCCAUCAACACACAUAUUAUCGGUGGACUCAACGAUAGUGUACUAACUAAAACAUUGGCAACAAUGAAUUUUGCGACGUGUAGUCAACUAUUGAUGGCGCUCAAAAAUUUAACGACAGUCAGCAACGUAUCGGUGACUCCAACGGCGUUAACUCAGCAAACAGCGAAACCCGAAUUGAAAGCAAAUGCAAGGCCAACACAAAUAAAAUGUUUCAAUUGUAAUGAUUACGGGCACAUUGCAGCCAAGUGUCCGCAACCUCAACGGAAACAACGGUGUACUAUAUGUACAAAAAUAGGUCAUGAAGCGAAGAAUUGCAACAAAAAGGUAUUUGUUGCGAAGAUUGGCGACCACGACGAACACGACGAAGCCCCUCCGGUUACAAAAAUGGUGGAGCUUGAAGGAAAGCAACUGAAGGCUUUCAUUGACACCGGCAGCGUAUGCUCGCUGAUACGUGCAUCUGCAGCAGAUGGUAUGCAGACGAAGGAAUCUAAAAGAUGCUUUACAGGAUUCGGCGGAUCCAAGGUGCAAGUUACUGAACAAGUCAACGUUAAUGUGACUAUUGACAAAGUCCAACGCGAGGCGACAAUGUAUAUUGUUGCUGAUGACUUGCUGCCCUACGAUAUUUUAUUAGGUCGUGACGUUCUAAAAAACAAGGGGUAUCACAUGGUGAUUCAUAACGGAGUGCUACGGCUAGAAGAAAACGAGAAAGCGGACUUAAAUAUAUCUAGCUGCUUAACGGAAGAAGACAAAGAAGAUAUUAGUCAACUUGGUAGAUGCAAGGACGUACAAAUGACCAUAAAUGUAACGACAUCAGAUCCUAUCUUGGGCAAACGGUACCAGGUUCCGUUCUCACAACGACCAACGUUAUCAAAAAUUUUAAAGGAACUGCUGGACAAUGAUAUAAUCCGUCCAAGCAAUUCCCCACACGCCGCAUCAGUGCUUUUAGUAAAAAAAUCCAACGGUGAGAGUCGAAUGUGCAUCGACUUUCGAGCAUUGAACGAAGUCACGGUUAAGAAGAACUACGUUAUGCCAAUCGUGGAGGAACAGCUUUCACGUCUAGCUGGCAAUAAAUAUUUUACGACGCUGGGCAUGACCUCCGGCUAUUAUCAAGUACCUAUGAACGAAGAAUCGAAAAAGUAUACUGCGUUUUUGACGCAUGAAGGGCUGUUUGAACAUAAUGUUAUGCCUUUCGGUCUAGUGAACGCUCCAAUGGUUUUCCAGGAGGUAAUGGUAAAUUUAAUUAAAACGCUUAAACAACGUGACAAAGUGGUGAACUACAUAGAUGAGGUCAUCAUAGCCACGAAGUCAGUUGACGAAGGUAUUGACGUACUUCGAGAAUUUCUUGAAGCUGUAAAAGCAACAGGUCUGACGCUUAGACCCUCGAAGUGUACAUUUUUGACCCAGCAGGUGCAGUUUUUAGGUCAUGACAUAAAUUCCGACGGCAUACAUCCUGGUGAAAACAAAACGAAGGUGAUCGAAGAGUUUCCGAAACCCAAAACGAUAAAAUCAGUGCGACAAUUUUUGGGAGUAACCGGCUAUUUCCGGAAAUUUGUCAAAGAAUAUAGCAUUAUAGCAUAUCCAUUAACGACACUGCUGAAAAAGAAUGCAACGUUUAUCUGGAACAAAGAACAGAACGAUGCUUUUGAGAAAUUGAAAUCGAUUAUAAUUACGAAACCUGUGCUGACGAUGUACGAAGAAACGAAACCACACGAGGUACACACGGAUGCGAGUUCCAUUGGGUUAUCUGGUAUUCUAAUGCAAAACGACAAGGCUAAUGAGUGGCGACCUGUGUUUUACUUUAGCAGGCAGUGCAACGACGCAGAACGUAACUAUGCCAGCCACGAGCUAGAAGUUCUGGCAAUAGUUGAAACUCUGCAGCGAUAUCGUAUGUACUUAAUUGGGCAUAGCUUUAAGGUAAUCACCGACUGCAACGCUGUAGCAGUAACUAAAGCAACUACGCCACAACUUCAGGAGUUUGACUUCCAAUGCAUUAACCGCGCAGGUGCGAAGAAUCUGCUGGCUGAUGGGUUAAGUAGAUGCCCAACACUUCCCCCGAUAGAACCGACAACAAUUGCUGAGUCAAUAUAUCGAGUGGUCGAUAUGGACAACGACUGGGUAUCAGCAAUGCAAAAACAAGACGAAACACUCAAAGAUAUCAUCGAAGUUCUCAACGGAAAAUCAGCAUCAAACGAAUGUCAGAUUAAAGAUGACUACGUAUUGCAAGGUCAACGAUUGUUUCGCAAAGUCAACGGAAACAAAAGACUAGAAGUACCACGAGGCGUCAAAUGGCGUAUAGUAAGAGCAUGUCAUGAUGAAGCAGGUCACUUCGGACUGGACAAGACAUGCGAGCGUGUAUCGAAAGACUUCUGGUUUGCACGGAUGCGAUCAUAUGUAAAAUCCUAUAUUGCAGCAUGUCCAGAAUGCGGUAUGAAUAAAGUUACAGGCGGUAAAAAGGAAGCGCAGUUACAUGUAAGCGAAGUUGUACCGAUACCCUUCAGAUGCGUGCAUAUAGACCAUCUAGGGCCAUUCGUACGAAGUAAACGAGUGGCAGUGCGCACGCCCCGUGCCAACGGCCAGGCCGAGCUUGUAAAUAAGACCAUUUUAGCAUCACUUAAAUGCAGCAUCAAAAACGAAAAAGAUUGGGACGAGGCACUACCGCAACUUCAAUGGUGUCUAAACUCUCAAAGCAAUGCAACAACUAGGCAUAGCCCGAAUAGUUUAGUUUUCUACUUUAAACUACGCGACGUAACAGUAAACCGCUUGAUUCAAGUUGUGCAAGAUGACGAUGAGGAGAACAAGGUUCAACACGAAGACUUCCGAAUGAAUCUAGCAGCCGAACGAAUAACCGCAGAAAGGGCUAAAAGGAAGCAGAGGUUCGAUGCGAAGCAUCAAACACCAAGAAAGUACAAUGAAGGAGAUCUGGUGGUAAUUGACUAUGUACCUCCACCCACUGGUACCUCCCAUAAGCUUGAACCAUCAUACAAAGGGCCAUAUGUCGUAACGAAGGUUUUACCCAACGACCGCUACGUCGUAGAAGAUCUACCAGAUGUGCCUAAGCAGCGGAAGCGUUAUGCAGGGGUAUUUACGAACGACAACAUGAAACCAUGGGUAAACCAUAGUCUUGUAGAUGACGACUAUGAAACCGAGAUACCAGAUUCUUCUUCUUCUUCUUAA
This is a messenger RNA of Bactrocera tryoni, 3540 nucleotides long. RefSeq lists its product as uncharacterized. Gene Ontology annotation, molecular function: zinc ion binding; nucleic acid binding. NCBI's taxonomy places the organism in Eukaryota, Metazoa, Arthropoda, Insecta, Diptera, Tephritidae. Bases 1 to 3540 code for a protein of 1179 amino acids. The record is from RefSeq and is a predicted model, not a curated record. The transcript has 3 exons.